UUGAAUUACAGGCUUUUAACAUCACUUUUGAUAAUAAUCUAUUGAUGCAUGAAAUUUGCUUUUAAAAAAUGCCUUUGUAAUACUUGUGAUAUUUAAAAUAUAUUAUGUGAGAGCCACAUACCUGCGUACAAGAUGGUGUGUGCUGUUCUAUUUGGCAGUACAGAUAAGAACUGAAAUACCUGACCCUGCUUUUUCUUCAGGUUCUGUAACUUAACAUUUGAUCUGUCUUGAAACUUUGUCUGUGCCUGUUCCUAGCCUUCAUAUGCAAGUAGAAAGCAAAACCUGGCAUACAUACUGUUUAUAUAUGGUAGGCCUGGUACAGCCAGCACUAUAAGCAUUUAAAGCAGGUUUCUUUCAUUUCACACAGCCCACAGAAAUGUUAGUGGGUUACAGAAAGGUGUUUCUGACUUGCACAUGCCUUUUGCAGACUACCAGGCCCAUUGGUUUCUUACUUAGAAAGAAGUUUUGCAUUCCUGACUCGAUGCCAGGGGAGCUCCUGGAGCUGUGCUUCAUCUGGCUUACGAGCAUUGAGUUUCAUGAAAGAGGAAAGAAUCAUAAAGAAAAUGUGGCAAAAAGAAUUAGUGAGAUUAAAAAGAAAAGUUUGGAAAAAGCAAAAGAAGAAGAAAACAUGUCAAAAGAAUUUGCAGCAAUGGAGGAGGCUGCAAUGAAAGCCUAUCAAGAGGAUUUGAAAAGGCUUGGAAUUAAGCCAGAUGAUGUAGGUCCCAGUUCGACACAGAGUAAAACUCAGAGUAACACAGUGGAAACUAAAGGAAAGAAAGAAAAGAAAGAGAAGAAGGAAAAGAAGGAAAAGAAAGAAAAGAAAAAAAAGACACCUCAGGACACCUCGAUGCCACCAAAAAUUGAAACGAAGGAGUGGGUGCAAGGAUUUUCUCCCGAAGGCUAUACAUAUUACUACAACACAAGAACAGGAGAAUCACAGUGGGAGAAACCUAAAGGAUUCCAAGGCAACUCUCAAAACUCACAAACGGCAGCAGAGUGGGUAGAAGGUGUCACUGAAGAUGGUCAUACCUAUUACUAUAACACGCAAACAGGAGUAUCCACAUGGGAGAAACCGGAUGGUUUUGUUUCAUCUUCAAACGAGAAGAGUCAAUGUGACAAGCAUUCUGAAGAGCUUGCAGAAACAGAUUCCAAAGCAUCUGAAUCAGACUCAGAAGACAGUGAAAAUGAAGCACAGAGUUCAGAAACAAAUUUCAAGAGGAAAGGAGGUAAUGGUGAAGAAUCAGAGGAAGGGAAAAAAUCUCCCAGAGCUAAAAAGUUAAGUCCGUAUGGGAAAUGGCGAGAAGUUAAGCCAGAAGAAACUGUUGAUAAAGAGGACAGUACAUCAGCUUCCCAAGAAACCCCUAGUGAUGCACCUAACAAGACCAACCCUUAUGGAAAAUGGAAAGCAGUUAAAGAAGAAGAAGAAGAAGAAGAAGAUGAAGAACCAUGUGAAAAAGUGGACCUGGAGCUUCCUAGUACAGAGAGUGACAAUCUACCGCCUCCAGUGCUAGAGGUUCCAGAAGAUGCAACAGUGAUAUUUAAAGAGAAGACAGUCACCUCCCUUGGAGACCUGACAGAAGGGGUGCCAACAUUUAAAAAGAGGAAAUUUGAAAAUGGAAAAUCUAGAAACCUAAGACAAAGACUAAGUGAUCAGUAAUACUUAACAAAUCAUUUUAGAUUCUGUUUAAGCUAGAGUGAAUCAAAAGUUUAAUAUUUUAAACAGGCUUUUAUAAAGAAAAUGUUGGAUAGAAAUUAAGGAUUUAUAGGUAUUAAAAUAUGUGAGUUGUAAUAUUUUUUUAUUUUAUUUUGAUGUGAUUGAUUGUGGAAUGGAAGUUUGUGUUAUAUUACUUAUGCAAUAUUGUAAAUACAUUUAUUUUUUAUUUUAACCAUGCCAUCUAAGUUCGAUUUGCUCUGUGUAUGCUGUUUCAAAUACAUUGCAUAAGGUUUUUUACUCCUUUUCUAAGUAUGGGAGAAUGUAGUAAUCCUUAAUCUGGCAAAAAUGAUGCAGACCUUUUAUUUUUACAGAGGAACUGGAUCAGUGGCAUGUACUAGAGAGUAAAAUCAUCCCCCAAGAUUGUUUAUGUGGAGUAGUUUCCCAACUAAUGAGUAAAAAUACUGUGCUUACUAACCCUUGGCUAAUCGCUUGCAAAAGAGUAGGUGGUGAGACUGCCAACAUUUCAAUUUGAAAGCUGUUUUUAGAGGAGUUAGUCACAUCAGUGCCACUCAGUCCAAAUGACGCUCUGAAAAAUUAUUUGUGUACAUGCAUGAUAAAUGUAUUAAGCCCCUGCAGAAGUUUUUAACCUGAUGAAUCUUAACUUUUAAUAACAGCACCAGAGCCACCCCUGUUGGAGUAGAUAUUUCUAUGGUGUGUGUCCUCCUGUUCUGUUAUGCUUUAUUGUUUCUCUACUUGAAUUUUUCCUUCUUUUUACCUGCCAAGGGUUUGGGUGGGGUUUUUUUGGUCUUGUUUUCUUUUUGUCUCUUUCCCUGUAAAAAAAACAGUUGCCUGAUGUUUUCAUGAAAAAAUAUUCCAAAGACCUGGCCCUGCUACAGCAUACAGCAUGCUUUUUGAGGUUGAUGGGUUUUGUCUGUUGAUUAUAGGAGUGUAUUGAAUAGUUGCAGUGUUCACUAAGCUGAGAGGGGCUAAGUGUAUUGAAGCUUCAUCGUUCUCAGUACCAUAGGAGAGGAAAACAAAGGAGGGACAAGUAGAGCUGAUGGCUGUACUGUCCGAGAUGGCUUGGACAUUUUCUUAAGGAUUGUAGAUUUGAUUUCUUCACUUGGUGGGAUUGGUCUGCAUUCAUCAAGAUUCAUUGGCUGCGUAAGAACAUAGCUACACUCCUUGCUUCUCUAGGUAUCAAACAGUGGACCGUAAAGGUUCAAACCAUGACUCUGUUAAAAAAUAUGUCUCUGUUCCUAAAGCUCACCGUGUUUUGUUCAGGAGAGUCUCAGUCAAAAACAGAGGGUGCAGUUAAGACAGUUGUCAGAGUGCAGCUACAGCAAAACAGUUGGUAACUGCUGAGUUUGAACUUCAUUGAGAAAAUGACUGUUAAUCUGUCAGAUCAGUGGCGAAAGGAGUGCAAGACAGGGAAUCUGGUUUAUCAUGUAUUACAAAGGAAACUGAAGUCUGUUUUUCUAUUCUGUGACAUUUUCUCUGUGUGUAGAAGAGACUUAAGUAUUGUAUUUAAUCCCAUGCGUUUCUUUGGCUUCAUCGGGGUUGUAUUUCUUCUGAUGCUUGUUUGGAGCAAUUUGAGUUGCCUGUAAUACCUAGCUCUGGAUUAUCAUUUAGAGAUGCAGGAUGGGUGCUGGAUGCUCUCACGGUCAUAGAUGCAGGAAUGUGCAACGUACUCCACAUGAAAGACCUCACAUGCAAGGCUAGAAGAGAAAUGUCCUUUCUGCUGCAGAGAGGUUGUCAGGUUUCUUAAAAAACAGGUUUUUCGGGUUUUGUUCUUACUCUUAGUUGAACACUACUCCAGCAGCUAGGAGCCUGUUCUAACUUGAAGCCUUGCUGUGUUUGUGACCAGUUUACACUCAUUUCCUCCCAAUUUACACAAAUAUUACCCUUCAGCUAAGUAGCUUUUCUUCCCCUUGAAUCCAUUGUGUCUUUUCUCUUUGAAAUCACAGGACCUUCAGUGCUCCGCCAGCACUUCUCUUCAUCCAUUCCAGCCCGAGUUUGCCUUGACUCUAUGUUCAAGGAAGAUUAAGGCCACGCGUGAUGUCACUAAUACUUCCUUAGCGUAUUGGAAAUAACUCUUGAUACAUCCCUAAACCACAUUUGCCUUUCACAUGACUGCAUCAUGCUGUCUGCCAUGGGUGCCCUGUGAUUUCCCAGUACAACUAGCUCUUUCUACUCCUUUGCCAUUGCCAACUGCUGAGUUAACAGCUGAUCCCGCUUUCCGUUCAAGCCCAGGUUUUUUUUUUUACAGAUUUGUUUUGUACUGUUGUACUCAUCCCGCUUCUGUCAUGCCAAGCCUAAAGUAGAUACAUUUCUUUACGAUCUCUGUAAAAUGAUUUUAUUGUUUAUUAGUACAGUUUUACACAGUAUUAUAGUUCUUUUGUAGGCUCUGCUUUUAAUAUCCUCUGAGGAGGACAUCUUUCCUCUUCUAGUGACGUUCCCAAAAUACUAGCAUCUUUCCUUAAAAAUGUUUUGUCACAUUGAAGUAGUCAUAGGCAGUGAUUUAAGGUACCUGUAACUAAAUUGCUUGAGCAGAUGUUUAAAAACAUCUGAAAAUAAAAGUGUUCGAAACUUGUUUCCUUGAGGAGCUGCUGUUGUAAUAUAGGAACCAAAGGUCUUUGUCAAGUACUGUGUUAAACAGACAAACCAAAACAUUAGGAAAAAAGAUUAAAUGUUUUCUUUGUUCACUGCUAGUAAGGUUGGUGUCAAUACCAUACGCUUGCUUUUGCUGAUGUGACUUCUAAAGCCUGCAUUUCACAAAUAAAUACAGUGCUUCGCUGCCCACUACCUCUGAAAGUCAGUUUGAGGAGAGACCAGUCUAUUCUUUGUCCGUAAGUGUAAAUUAUAAUAAGGGCCAGUUGAAUGAAAUUUGAUAUAUCCAAAGCCACUGUUUAAUUUUGCACCAUGCUGUCACUCAAUUUCCUUAUUGUGUAUCUAAACCAAAUAUUUUCUCUUCUAUACAAAAAUACUGUCUUGUGUGAGAUUUAAGGCAGACACUGCUUUUUCAGGACAUCUGUUCUGCACAGAUCUUUCUCCCUUCUGUGCUAUCUCCCUGCAAAAUCUUCUGCCUUUGGAAUUUGCGGUAGGAAUCCUCUAGGUAUUAGCACAGUUACGCUCCUCAUCUGCUAAUCCUUCCUUGGGCUGCGCUGGCUUUUGACAAAGGAAUGUUCCUUUUACUGUUUCAGAAGAACAGUGUUUUCAGAAGAAGAGUGUUUUGUUUUCUGACUAAUCCAUUUUCUAUCAUGCAGCGUGUUUUUAUCUGCUUGCCUGCUUUUAUUGCAAGCUCCUGGAGUGAGGACUACAUCCUUGACUUUAUAGGCUGUCGUAGACGUUAUUAGCAAUAUGAGGAGUGUCGGAGAGAAAGGAGGAGUCAUUGCAAUUUCUGAUGAUUUCUUUGGUGUGGUUUUGAGCAAGUCAGUUCACUGCUCUGUGUUUUUCUUUCCUUGCCUCAUCUUUCACCUGUCUCGUCUGUUUAGAAAGACAGCUUCGCAAUGCGGGACGCUUAGCUUUGGUUUGUGUGGUUUUACAGUAGGGCCUGCCUGAAGUUGAUGAUGCUUUUAGAGGCAAACACAUUGCAUAUACUAAAAAAGAAAAUUAUUUUGUUAGGCAUUUUUUACGCCAGGAGCUUUGCAGAGACCUACUCAAUUUGACUCAGGUUAUAGAAUAAUCCUUGUUCCUGUUUAGGCUAAGCCAAAUUCUAACACUUCACCUGGGAAUUUGUAGAUUGAAAUCCAGACUUUCCCAAUAGAGUAAAAUUUGCUUUUUGUUUGACCCUCAGACAAAAUCUGUGCUGCAGCAUCAUCCAGUCCCAAUAUUCAGAUUUAGAAGGUGGGGCAGCUGGUCAUGACGUGGGUCUCUGUUAAAUUCACUAACCCGUAUGUAUAUAUACACAUUUCUCCUUUUUUUUUCUGCCCCCCCCCCCGAUGUUAUUUCAGUGCAAAUUUUGGCAUCUCAGAAAGGGAGUAAAAAACUAUUUCAUGCUGCUUGGUUUCCUUGAUUUGCUUUUCAAGUUGUGUUUCCCCUUUUUAGUACUUUUUAUUAUUAUUGCUGUCUUCCUCAAACCGUCUUCCUCCAGUAUUCCUAUAUAUGCAAAUCUACAUAUCACCUCUGUGCCGCGUUUCUAGCGUCCGCCUUCACCUUAUCCCCUGCUCUACCGAGAUCUUCGGAAAGCUUCACGUCGUCUUAUGUAGGCCACCGCGUCUCCAGAUCCCAGCUUGUUGCGAGCGCUUCUGCUGCCUCUUUGCAUCGCGCCCUGAAGAAGUACAGCCUUACCUAUUUUCAAACAAUGUACAAGCUAUUUCAAGACUGACUACAUGUGAUAUUUUGAUUUUCCUUGAUAAUUCGUUUUCCUGAGACAGAUUUCAUUCCAUUCCUCCUACGGGGUUUGUAGCCCUUAAAUCCUUUCGCUUGUUGGUACAAAAGCUGCCUGUAUGCCUUCUGCUAUCCGCUGCGGCAACCCUUUGGUUCUGUGCUGUCAGCCAUACCUCUUCAGUCUCUCUUGUAUCUACCUCUUAAGCCCUCUUACCUUCUACCUGCUAAAUUAUUUAACUUAGAAAUUGUGUUAACCGUUUGUGUGAUUAAGAAAUGUAGCUUUGUGAAAUGUUUCAGGAUAUAGCUUGAACAAAACUUUCUGUACAAAGCAAAAAGUGUUGCAAAGAAUAAUCUGAAAAAGGCUAAAUUCGCCCAAGAGGAUUCCCAGAGAGUGUCAGCAAACGCAGGUUUGAUUUUACCUGUAAAAGUAGAAAUAGUCUAUGUUGAAAACCAGACAACAGCAUUAUACAGGCCAUGGGCUGAAGGCAGUGGACUUCAAUGGCUUGCUUAACUGAAGAUACAGUGAAGAACAGUGGGGUGAUUGAAAAGCGCUUGUGUUAGUUCAUAAGGAUUGUCUGCAAAGUUAAACAUCUGGUUUGUCUUUAACAGCUUCUCAGUUGCAAUUACAAAAUAUUGCAAGCUCUUGAAGUGGAGUUUAUCUGAAAAUACUGAAUAAAGCUUUCAUUUGAACAAUCUA
Messenger RNA from Harpia harpyja (harpy eagle), 6677 nucleotides. It is a transcript of the gene WBP4, whose product is annotated as WW domain binding protein 4. Gene Ontology annotation, biological process: mRNA splicing, via spliceosome. The coding region runs from base 377 to 1657 and encodes 426 amino acids. Gene Ontology annotation, cellular component: precatalytic spliceosome; nucleus. The record is from RefSeq and is a predicted model, not a curated record. Gene Ontology annotation, molecular function: protein binding; RNA binding; zinc ion binding. The transcript has 9 exons. NCBI's taxonomy places the organism in Eukaryota, Metazoa, Chordata, Aves, Accipitriformes, Accipitridae.